Molecule: messenger RNA, 1077 nt
Organism: Folsomia candida
Lineage: Eukaryota; Metazoa; Arthropoda; Collembola; Entomobryomorpha; Isotomidae
Product: RNA-binding motif protein, X-linked 2
Exons: 3
Coding region: 147-929 (260 amino acids)
Biological process (GO): mRNA splicing, via spliceosome
Cellular component (GO): catalytic step 2 spliceosome; precatalytic spliceosome; U2 snRNP
Molecular function (GO): RNA binding
Source: RefSeq, a predicted model, not a curated record
UCACAAACGGAUGACAGACAGAAGUUGUCGUUUUUUUAAAUUCCGAAUUAAAGUUAUUUUACGAAAACAUUAAGUUAAUUUUGAAACAGUAUAAUAACGAUUAAGAGUCUUGUUUCAAGUAGAAGCAAAUCACAAAAGCAAGAAGAAUGAAUCCAUUAACAAAUGUCAGAAACAUUGCCAAACUGAGUGAGCGUGAGCUCAAAUAUAACGAUGGGAAGACUUCCUGGCAUGACGAGUAUCGCGAUUCCGCCUGGAUAUUUAUAGGCGGCUUGCCUUAUGACCUGACCGAGGGGGAUAUCAUCGCCGUUUUCUCACAGUACGGAGAACCCGUGAAUCUCAACCUGAUUCGUGACAAGGUGACCGGAAAGUCGAAAGGGUUUGGAUUCCUGUGCUAUGAGGAUCAGAAAUCGACUAUUUUAGCAGUAGAUAACUUUAACGCGAUCAAGAUCUCGGGACGAACUAUUCGCGUGGAUCACGUCAAAGAUUACAAACCGCCCAAGGAUUCAGAUAAAUUGGACGAUGUGACUCGAAACCUGCACAUUACGGGGUGCGGUCCUGGCGUCCAGCUUCCCGGAUUAGAACCACCCCCGUCAAACAGCAGUAUUAAGAGAGAGCGAGGCGAUGAUGACGAUUACCUCCUUCCUUACGAACCAAUUAAGAAGAUCAAAAAAGAGGAAAGAGACGCUGUUCCGAAGAAGAAGAAACGUGACGAUGAGAAAGACAUCAAAAAAGCUAAAAAGGCCAAGAAGGAUAGAAAACACAAAAAAUCCAAGUCUAAGAAAUCUAAAAAAUCUAAAAACUCGUCAUCUUCUAGUAAAAACAAGAAGAAUAAAAGGAAGGAAAGUAGCAGCAGUGGUAGCAGCAGUGACAGUGAAUCUGAUUCUAGCAAUGAAAGCGAGUCCGAUCGUAACCGAAGAAAGAGAAAGUAAUAGUCUAGUUUGUCAUUAGUUAUUAUUUUUUAUCGUUAUUUAAUUGUACAACACUUUUAAAACUAUUUUGAAAUUUUGUAAGAUUGAAUACAUAGUUGACUAUUUUCUCGUAUGAAGUACAUUAAAGCGGUCACCGUACACAAAGGAA